ACUACAUAUUUUGUAUGAAACUAUUAUUUUAUAUUACUUUUUAACCUUUUUGGGAGUGGAUUCUCUGUAUUAGAUUCCUAUGUUUAGAUAUUGAUUGCGAUUCCUCAGCAUUAUAUUUUUGUUUUCCUCAGCAUUAUAUUCUGGUAGCUGAUGACUAUAGCCUCCAACAGUACUUAAAGGAAAUUCAAUAUAUAGAUACAUAAUCAACAUGGAUGAGUGUUUUCGAUCGUUUUCAAGUUAAACCAUUUUUAAAUCGAAAGCAAAUUGCCAAAUGCAAUUAGAAUUAGUUGCGAAAGCAAACCCAUGUUUUAGUAGAAUCAAGUUCCACUCGACUUCACUUGCUUAAGAGGUAAAUCUUGUAUUUGAUUCGCUGUUAAAUCAUCUUUUUCAAGAACUUAUGCUUCAUUAUCGGUGGAAAGCAAAGGAAAAUAACAAAAUACAACCCUAAUCAGAAAUGAUAUAUUCAUCCACCGAAAUAUGAUUCAUUAUAUCUAUUGAUUUCUUAGUAACUAUCGCCUUAGAAACGUAUUCAUAUUGUUUACUUUCCUAAAAUAAACACACAAAGUUAACAGACCUACAGUUACUGUCGCGCUGCGAACUGCUUUAACACAACAGUACACCAUCCACAAUGAAGCACAUCACACAGCUCGAAAACUUUGUGCAUCCGCCCUUAGAAGCAAAUGCCUUGCGGAAGUCACUACUGUCUGCGGUUUACACCGAAACAAUUAGGAAGCUAAGUAUUUACCAACGUAGCCAGCGAAUAAACGCCAGAUACUGUGCGCCCAAAAAGGAAAGUACACCGAAGUACGAACCGAGCGCACGACGGAGUUCCAGAAAAGGAACUAGUCACACCCUCGAUGGCGCUGAAGCUGUGCUCAACGAAAAAAUGUUAAAUGAAAUAAGGUUGGAUCAAGAGCUGACUUUGCUGCAAAAAAUUUACGGUACAGCGCUGGCAGAACUCGAGCUCGACACUACCGAUGUUACAGAGGACCCUGUACGAACACACGACCAGUUGUACAGCGUAAUCGAAGCACAAAAGCCAGAUAAAAAUGAAGUAGAGCAGGCGUUAGACCAGUUGAAUGCAAACAAAGAAGCACUCAAAGCGCUCAAAAUACAAUUAGCCGAGGAGCAGCAAGCGGCUAAAACACGCAUAGCGGAACAGGACGACUGCAUUGCUACACUACGUCACAAUCUACGUAACGUACGUCUACUUAACGAAUUGGAGUUGCGUUUGGUGCAACGCUGGGAGGAGAAUCGCUACACGCAGGCGAGUAUUGUCGGCGCUAAUGAGGAACGCACAUUACAACAACAAAUCGCUGACUUAUGUCGACGUAUUGACGGUGAGGAGCGCAUCAUUGUGCAAGUGGACAAGUUCAGUGUGAAGCAAUUUGCUGAGUUGAAUGCGCAAAUCGCCGCUUGGCAGCAGAAGUACGCGCGUGUAAUGGAGAUCAAGUGCGCGGAGACACAGGCGAAAGAGCGUCAAAUACUGAAGCUGCAAAAGUCACUGGAACGCCAUCGAGAAACGUAUGCCGAAAGGCAGAAAUUCGUUCGCGAUUACUUGGCUGAGAAGGAGGAGGAGCGGCAGUUGUAUGAACAGCAGAUCCACCGUGUGGAAUGCGCAGUUCGGAUUCAGGCUUGGUGGCGUGGCCUAAUGGUACGCCGCGGUCUCGGACCAUUCAAGAAGAAGAGCAAAAAGGGCAAGAGAGGAAAGAGUAAAGCGAAAUGAGUGAAACUAUUCACCCAACCCUUGCUUGGAACAGACAUAUAUGUAUACGUAUAUUUAUAUUUCAAAUAAAAUUAAUUAAAAAAAAAUUGUGAAAAGUUAAUUUACGUGGAUUUGAUCUGCGAAUCAAGUUCUAUCGGGUGAUCCAAGUAGAUGUACUUUUUCAAUAGUAUUUUUUUGACGGAUCACGCGUAUACGACUCGCUUAACUUAUGAUCAAUAUAAUCAUCCUACUGAGCGUACUAUUCGCAACACUAUCACCCAUCUUCAGACCCAGUAUUAAUUAUAGGAUAAUAUUCGACCAAAUAGACCACGUCCAGCAUGCAGUGCAGAAAAUGUAGCAGCCGUAGCUGAGAAUGUACCUGAAGAGAGUCUAUUCGGCGUCGUUCGCAGCUGCUCGGACUGACGUAUGGAACGACUUGGCGCAUUUUACGUCGAGAUCUUAAAUUGAAAGCGCACACAACACAGCUUUAAAAACUGAAGACACUCGACCUUCCCAAGCGACAGCGCUUCGCUCCAUGGGCUCAUGAACGUUCAUGCGAUGUUUUCGACCCAAAUUCUGCUCAGCGAUGAACAAAGUUCGGGCUUAAUGAGUAUGUAAGCAAGAAAAAUUCCCCCAUUUCGGCCAAAGAGCAACCUGAAGAGAUUCAAGAGCUACCAUUUCAUCCAAAAAAGAAGGGUUGGUGUGGUUUGCGGACUGGAAAUGCUCGAACGAGUCUCCGAAAAUUGGAACGGAUGGACUACCUGAGACGAAGCCGCGGUCAAUUGAAAGAGAUAAUCUUCAAAAAAUAAAUGGCAAAGAAUGUUCUUUCGAAUGAUAAUAAACAUUUCCAGCUAAAUUUGAGUUUUCUGUGUUUUUUCUUUAAGAAAGAAAUCCUCGAAAUGGAGUACCCUUUAUAUGUGUUUUAUGAGCUAUAUUCUUAUUAUUAGCUCAGCACAUAUCUCCUUCCGGUGUUUUACUCUUUAUUCAAAGCUUUAUAAAAAGUGGUACAGUGAUCGGAUUUAUUUCAAACAUGCGACGUUUCGUUCGAUAAUUUGUUUCCAUCUAGACGGCAACUUCAUAAUACCCACUGGUAGAAUCCCCCUCCUUAUUUUCGAAGAAUUCGCGCAGCCAAUUUUCACAAGCCUCUUUUGUGUUCAACUUUACACCGCCAAGGGCGUUUGCCAUGCUCAGGAACAGGUGGUAAUCACGUGGCACUAUGUCCGGGCUAUAUGGUGGAUGCGAUAAAACCUCACAUCCGAGCUCCCGUAGCUUCUAACGAGUCAACAACGAAGUGGGUGGUCUGACGUUAUCCUGGUGGAACACUACAUCCAAUGUUGGCCAAUUCUGGACGCUUGUGGUCGAUCGCCUGCUUCAAGAGGUCCAGUUGUUCGGAGUAGAUGGUAGAUGGCAGCUCAUUAUCCAUGGUGUCGUUUUCACCCGCUCUGAAUCGUCCAUUCCUUCGCAGUUUGAAGUGAUAGAGUACCAUCCCCCAAAACGCCAUUAAUCUCACGGAAGGUAUCUCUUGCGGAUUUGCCUUCAACGA
This is a messenger RNA of Zeugodacus cucurbitae (melon fly), 3248 nucleotides long. RefSeq names its product dynein regulatory complex protein 9. Lineage: Eukaryota; Metazoa; Arthropoda; Insecta; Diptera; Tephritidae. The transcript has a single exon. Gene Ontology annotation, molecular function: protein binding. Bases 629 to 1726 code for a protein of 365 amino acids. Gene Ontology annotation, biological process: cilium organization. Gene Ontology annotation, cellular component: motile cilium; cytoplasm. The record is from RefSeq and is a predicted model, not a curated record.